Thermochaetoides thermophila DSM 1495 is the source of this 2655-nucleotide messenger RNA. RefSeq names its product aminopeptidase-like protein. Gene Ontology annotation, cellular component: cytoplasm. Lineage: Eukaryota; Fungi; Ascomycota; Sordariomycetes; Sordariales; Chaetomiaceae. Gene Ontology annotation, molecular function: metalloaminopeptidase activity; zinc ion binding; peptide binding. Gene Ontology annotation, biological process: proteolysis; peptide catabolic process. Bases 1 to 2655 code for a protein of 884 amino acids. The record is from RefSeq and is a predicted model, not a curated record. The transcript has 3 exons.
AUGACGGACAGAGACAUCCUCCCCGACUACUUCAAGCCGGUCCACUAUGACCUGGUCAUCCGCGACCUCGACUUCUCCAACUGGACCUACAAGGGCACCGUCCGGAUCGACGGCCAGCUCCGCAAGAGCACCACGGAGAUCGUCAUCAACACCCUCGAGCUUAAGCUGCUUAGCGCCAAGGUUACCACAGGCGAGCAGUCAUGGGACGCUACCGGCUUCGCCGAGGACACCAAGUCCCAGCGCUCGACUAUCUCGUUCGCCGAGGCCCUGCCUGAGGCCCCUGAGGCGUCCCUGUCGAUCGAGUUCACGGGCAUCCUCAACCACGACAUGGCUGGCUUCUACCGUAGCCAGUACAAGCCGGCUGCUCCCGCUGCUGCCAGCGUGCCUCGUGAUGACGAGUUCCACUACAUGUUCAGCACCCAGUUCGAGGCCUGUGAUGCCCGUCGAGCGUUCCCAUGCUUCGACGAACCCAACCUCAAGGCUACCUUCGACUUUGCCAUUGAGAUACCCGACGACCUAGUUGCCCUCUCGAACAUGCCCGUCAAGGAGGAGACGCCAGUCGAGGGCAGCAAGAAGCUCGUCUCCUUCGAGCGCACUCCCAUCAUGAGCACCUAUCUGCUCGCCUGGGCUGUCGGUGACUUCGAGUAUGUCGAGGCAUUCACCGAGCGUGAGUACAACGGCAAGAAGCUGCCUGUACGCGUGUACACCACCCGCGGCCUCAAGGAGCAGGGCCGGUGGGCUCUGGAGCAUGCGCCGAAGAUCAUCGACUACUUCUCGGAGCAGUUCGAGAUCGACUACCCCCUGCCCAAGAGCGAUAUCCUUGCUGUCCACGAGUUCACCCACGGUGCCAUGGAGAACUGGGGAUUGGUGACCUACCGCAUGACUGCCAUCCUGUUUGACGAGAAGCUGUCCGAAGCGCGCUUCCGCAACCGGAUUGCUUAUGUCGUCGCUCACGAGCUGGCUCACCAGUGGUUCGGCAACCUGGUCACCAUGGACUGGUGGGAUGAGCUGUGGCUCAACGAAGGUUUCGCUACCUGGGCUGGUUGGCUGGCGACCGACUACCUGCACCCCGACUGGGAGGUUUGGCCGCAAUUCAUCAACGAGGGCAUGGACCAGGCCUUCCUGCUCGAUUCCGUGCGCUCGUCGCACCCCAUCCAAGUUGAGGUUCGCGAUGCGCUUGACGUCAACCAGAUCUUUGACAAGAUCAGCUAUCUCAAGGGCUGCUCCAUGAUUCGCAUGCUUGCGUCCAACCUAGGCAUCGAGACCUUCCUAAAGGGUAUUGCCAUCUAUCUUAGGAGGCAUGCCUACGGCAAUGCCAAGACGAAGGCUCUGUGGGAUGCUCUCAGCGAGGCUUCCGGCGUUGAUGUCAACGCUCUCAUGGAGCCCUGGAUUGAGAAGGUUGGGUUCCCUGUCGUUACCGUGACAGAAGGCAACCAGCAGAUCUCGGUCAAGCAGUCCCGCUUCCUGUCGACUGGCGAUGUCAAGCCGGAGGAUGACACGACCACCUGGUGGGUGCCGCUCGCUCUUAAGGGCAAGAUUGGCAGCGAGGGCGUUGAGCCCCUGGCCCUGACCACCAAGGAGGCUACCAUCGAGGGCGUCAGUAAUGAGUUCUACCAGCUUAAUGCUGGCGCUACCGGCUUCUACCGUGUCAAUUACCCUGAGGCUCGGCUCAAGGUUCUGGGCACCCAGCUGGAGCACCUCACAACCGAGGACAAGAUCUUCAUCACCGGUUCUGCUGCCGAUCUGGCCUUCUCUGGCUAUGCCACCACUGGUGCUCUGCUGGGCUUCAUCCAGGGCCUUAAGAAUGAGACUCACUACCGUGUUCUCAGCCAGGCCCUCGAUGCUCUUGGUACCCUGAAAUCCAUCUUUGGUGAUGACGAGCAGACCAAGAAGGGCCUGGAGAAGUUCACGCUUGAGCUGAUCGACAAGGCCCUCAAGCAGGUCGGUUGGGAGGGUCCCAAGGGCGAAGACUUCAACACCAGCCUGCUGCGCAAGCGCCUGUUGUUGACUGCUGUUGCUAACGGCCAUGAGGAGGUCGCUGCUAAGGCUUACGAGCGCUGGACUGCCUACCAAGCGAACCCGACCGAGAACCCCAUCCCAGCCGACCUCCGUUCGCCUGUCUACCGUGCCGCUAUCCGCAAGGACCCCGCCGCUGCUGUCGCCGGCCUGAAGAAGGAGUGGUUCACCACUCCCGCCAUCGACGGCAAGGAGAUCUGCCUGCAGGCUCUUGGCCACGUCCACGACGAGACUGUCAUCAAGAAUGUCCUGCUGCCCUUCUUGUUCAACAUCUCCCCUCCUGUUCAUCCUUCGGAGUCCGUCCCUCCUGCGGAUAUGCACAUCCUUGCCGGCAACCUCGCCGGCAACCGGAAUGCCCGCCACCAUUUGUGGGCUUAUCUCCGGGAUAACUGGGAUCAGUUCAAUGCUAAGCUGGGCGGCAACCCCAUCUUGGUUGAUCGUAUGAUCAGCGUCAGCUUGCCCAAGUUCACGGAUAUUGAGACGCUCCAGGACAUUGAAAAGUUCUUUGAGGGAGUUAGCACCAAAGGCUUCGAUCGGACACUGGAGCAAGUCAAGGAUAAGAUCCGCGGACGGGUGGCCUAUAAGUUGAGGGAUGCGGAGGGCGUUAGGGCGUGGUUGGUUGAGAAUAGGUAUGCAUGA